This is a messenger RNA of Salvia hispanica, 2455 nucleotides long. RefSeq lists its product as uncharacterized. NCBI's taxonomy places the organism in Eukaryota, Viridiplantae, Streptophyta, Magnoliopsida, Lamiales, Lamiaceae. Gene Ontology annotation, molecular function: GTPase activity; GTP binding. The record is from RefSeq and is a predicted model, not a curated record.
AUAAUCCUCUACUUUGCGGCCCACUGUAGUCCGUCACGGAUCAAGAGAAGAAACUCUUCUUCCACUCUUCCUCUUCACCUUCAACUUUCAAGAUCCGAAAUCCAGUUACAAUUCACUUUCAACUCUUCAAAUUUCUCCAUUUAAUCUCGAGAUCCCCCACCCUUCCCCCCCUCUCUCUCUCCAUAUCUCGAAAACCACACGUUUUCCCCUUCGUUGUGAUUGCUGUGGUGCGAUUUAUGCGCUUAACUGCACUGCAUUUUGUGGAUAGCUGCUUCUCCACGGAUCAGAUAUGCUGGCGUUGAGUCCGGUUGCCGUUUUGGCGAUUUUUCUCUCCUUUUUCGCAUCUGUGUCGCUCUCUAUUGAGAAUUUCCGUCAAGCGUUUCCUAUCAUAGAACCGGAUCCUGGCCACACAAAACUACGCCUGUCAAGAGAAGGCCUGGAAGCAAUUGAGAAAAUCACCACACCUAUAGCAGCUGUUGCUGUCAUUGGUCCAUAUCGGUCUGGGAAAUCGUUUUUACUGAAUCAGCUUCUCUCCCUAUCAUGCGAUGAAGGUUUUGGUGUUGGGCACAUGCGUGAUACUAAAACCAAAGGUAUUUGGGUGUGGGGUACUCCAGUCGAAGUGGAUAUCAAUGGAGUUACGACUUCUGUUUUCUACCUUGAUACAGAGGGUUUUGAAAGUGUAGGGAAGUCUAAUGUGUAUGAUGACAGGAUUUUUGCCCUGGCUACUGUAAUGAGUUCCGUGCUUAUAUAUAAUCUACCCGAGACGAUACGAGAGGCAGAUAUAUCUAGAUUAUCAUUUGCGGUGGAGCUUGCUGAAGAAUUUUAUGGAAGAGUCAAGGGGCAAGAUGUGGCUUUUGAACCGGCUAAGUUAUUAUGGUUAAUCCAGCGUGAUUUUCUACAAGGGAAGUCGGUGCAAGAAAUGGUUGAUGAGGCUCUGCGUCGAGUCCCUAAUGCAAAUGAGGACAAGAAUAUUGAUCAGGUCAACCAGAUUCGUGAGUCAUUGGCUGUCAUGGGUGAUAAUAGCACGGCCUUUAGCUUACCUCAGCCCCAUCUCCAGCGCACAAAGCUCUGUGAUAUGAAGGAUGAUGAACUUGAGCCUAUGUAUGUAAAGAAGAGGGAUCAGUUGAAGGAAGUCGUUUCUUCUAUAAUCCGGCCAAAGAUUGUCCAGGGUAAUACACUCAAUGGCAAGGAAUUUGUAUCUUUCCUGAAUCAGAUUCUUGAGGCACUAAAUAAAGGGGAGAUUCCAUCAACAGGCUCGCUCGUGGAGGUCUUCAAUAAGGGUAUUCUGGAGCGUUGUUUGAAACUAUAUAAUGGUCACAUGGCUGUUUUGAGUUUCCCGACAACGGAGAUGUCUCUUCAACAAACUCAUGAAGAUGCCAAAUCUGCAUCUCUUGUGGCAUUUGAUGAGCAACAUUUUGGGCAUCAUCAUGCAAAGCGCUCAGCUGAGCAGUUGGUGGAGGAGAUUGAGAAGGUGUACAAGAACUUUGUUCUAAUCAAUGAAUAUCAAUCAUCAAAGUUGUGUGAGGGUCUAUAUACUUCAUGCGAGGAAAAAAUGGAUCAACUACAAGUACUCAGACUCCCAUCUAUGGCUAAAUUUAAUGCAGGAUUCAACCAGUGCAACCAGAGUUUUGAACACGACUGUGUUGGACCAUCUAAAACCAAAUACGAGAUGCGAAUGUCAAAGAUGUUGGGGAAAGCAAAAUCUCUCUUUAUCAAGGAAUACAACCAAAGGCUCUUUAAUUGGUUGGUGGCCUUCUCACUGGUCAUGGUGGUGGUGGGUCGAUUCAUCGUGAAGUUCAUUUUGAUCGAGUUGGGAGCAUGGGUACUUUUUAUAUUCUUAGAGGUGUAUACACGAAUGUUCUGGUCCUCAGAAUCUCUUUACUACAACCCCGUGUGGCAUGGUAUUGUGAAGACUUGGGAAACUUUGGUCUACAGUCCUGUCCUCGAUUUAGACAGAUGGGCGAUUCCCCUUGUAGUCAUAGCCGGGAUACUGUUGCUUUACUGGCGGUGUUAUGGGAGGAGGAAACACGGUUCUCGUUGGAUGUUACCAGUGUAUGCCAAUCAGAAAGACGAACGAAGAUCAGAGUGAAACAUACAUAUAUGAUGGUGCAACACAGACAUCCCAUUAAUCGGCCUCAGGUGCUUUUCAUUUUUUAUAUACGAGCACUCGUGGUUUUCGUGUCCACAUACGUAUAUACACCAAUUAACCUGGAGGGGAUUCAAGGCAGAUCUGCUUGCUCUUGGAUUCUUGGUGUUGUAACAACGAAAUGUACAAAUGGUAUUUUCCUUCGAGUAUAGUUCGGAUUUUUUGAUAUGUCACUGGUUCACUUUUACGGUGUUAGAUAGCUCGUUUCGAAUGUUUAACCAUGUUGAGCCAAGAACAGCUACAGAUUUGUUGUUACAGAAAGCACAACUAUUUGUGCUUUGUAGCAGUUUGUUUGGUCAUUUUGUUUCA